Actinia tenebrosa (Australian red waratah sea anemone) is the source of this 1827-nucleotide messenger RNA. RefSeq names its product lactoylglutathione lyase. Gene Ontology annotation, molecular function: lactoylglutathione lyase activity; metal ion binding. The record is from RefSeq and is a predicted model, not a curated record. Lineage: Eukaryota; Metazoa; Cnidaria; Anthozoa; Actiniaria; Actiniidae.
UGCACGCAGACGUUCAAUGUGACUGAGUAUUGUGGAGCUCGGCGAAAAAAAGAUGGCUUUGUCACAGGAAGAUGUGAAUGCUGCUUUGAGUACUCCAGAUCCUAGCACUAAUGAUUUUAUUUUCCAGCAGACUAUGUUCCGUGUAAAGGAUCCCAAAGCCUCGCUUGAUUUUUAUUCCCGCAUUCUUGGAAUGAGGUUAUUGACCAAAUAUGACUUUCCUGAAAUGAAGUUUUCAUUGUUCUUCAUGGGCUUUGAGAAGGAAGAGGAUAUGCCAAGUGACCCACUUGAAAGAACAAAAUGGGCAUUUACGAGGAAAGCCACUCUGGAGCUUACGCAUAACUGGGGAACAGAAAAUGAUCCAAAUGCAUCAUAUCACAAUGGGAACACUGAACCUAAAGGAUUUGGUCAUAUAGGUGUAGUUGUUCCUGAUGUUGACAAGGCCUGCGAGAGAUUUGAUCAGCUUGGGGUGCAGUUUGUCAAGAAACCAAAUGAUGGGAAGAUGAAAGGACUUGCAUUUAUCAAGGACCCAGACGGCUACUGGAUUGAAAUUCUUAAUGCAGAUAACAUGACAAAAAUUUGCCCCUAAAUGAUGUGCUCUGGUUAAUGUCUGCAGAAAUGUUGUUUUUGUAGUUAUUUUCUAGUAAAUGAAGAAUUAGUUAUGCCAAAAUUUGUAACUUUUGUUUUGUAGUAUGGUAAAAACUAUGAAAUAGUAUGGAUAUGUUGUGCCAUGAAUGUACAACAAUGAACCUAAAGCUGAUAUAUAUGUUAUUAUUGUCUGGCAUUUAACAAUAAAAUUAUAUUUUCUGCAGUUAUAAAAAAAAAACGAUUUUCCAUUUUAUUGGAUACUUAGAGCUUUAGCAUGGAGAGGAUUUCAUUUAUUUUUGAAAUAUUUGAGAUUCUAUCUUUCGUACAUUACUAUAUACAUUGUACUUAUUCUACAAGUAAUUUUUAAACAAAACAAAACAAUGUGACUAACAGCAUGACAAUGAACAUAAUAAAUAAUGAUAAUAUUCAGUGAAAACAUAAUUUUGUAUUAAUUAAUCUUGUAUAGUAGCUCAACUUGUUGCACAAUGCAACUUUUACCUAAAACGUCUGACAAUUUGACUUCACAAAUAUAACAAUCUUAGAUCUAUAAUUGAAACAUUCUAAAGCUACUUUUUUGGAUAGCUUCAUGGAAUGAAAGCUUUCACUGAAUUGUGCAACAUUUUGCACUAAAUUUAUAUUUUUUGCCAAUUAAAAAUAUAUACUAUCAAGUUGAAUUACCUAAACACAGAAGGUAAUAAAGGUCUUUACUCCUAUGUAUGCUUAUCAUUAAUAAUAUCCCUUAUUCUGUAGACCACACUAGUUUAGGUAACAUCCAAUAAAAUAAACAAGAAAUAAUACUCAAGAGAAUGAAGUUAAAAAAUAAAUUUCAAUAGGACAUUUGCUUUAUGGUUUCAUUAACUACAAUGACCAGAAUUGAUGGUUUUCAUGGCGGCCAUGUUGGAGGAACUUAACAAAAGAAUUGCCAAUGAAUACUUUUGUUAUAUCCUCCAACAUGAACGCCAUGUCUUGUUAUUUAAUUCUCUUGGGAAUGGUUGAAAACCAUCAAUACCUUGCACACUUUCUUUUGUUCAGUUAAUUAGCACCAAUUAUUAAUUACUAUUCUCAUUAGGGAAUACCAAUUUGAAUAAGAAAGAACAUUCUUGAAGCAUUUUGUUUGAGGUAGUCAAAUGAUGCCAUCAUGCCAAUAAUACCCUAUUUCAAACUGUAAGUUUGCCAUGCCCUGAUCAGUCCAGAGCUUGUAAUAAUUGUUUUAGUGUAUCAAUAAAAUUAUCCAUACCCUCC